AUGUCCAAUAAUACUUUUUAGUCUUAGGAAGAGAACAAAGAAAUAGAAGAAAGCAAGAAUGAUCUCUAGCAGUAUUUGAUAGAAGCAUAAGAUGGGUAAAGAUCAAACUCAAAUGAGUAGAGCAUAGCUGAGAGUGAAGUUAAUUUAAAUAAAUCUAAUCUGAUGGGUGAAUUCCCUGGUAUUUGGUAGCACACUAAAAUUCUAUUGUGGAAGAAUUUCAUUAUUCAAAAAAGAAAUCUUAAAAGUCUUCUAUUCAUCUUGUUUGGUCCUUUAAUUAUCUGCUCAAUUAUAAUAGGUUUUUAAUAUCUAGCUGAUGAUUAAACCUAGCACUCAGAUAAAAGUCCCCCUUUACAUCCAAUGUAACCAAUCAUUCCUUGCGCAAAGUAUUCUGAUGAUCCUGAUAAUUGUUUUACAUUUGGUUAUGGAGUUAUUGGGAAUGAAAAUGCUUCACCUUGGAUUGAUUAUGCUAUCAAUUUUGUGGCAAAGGUCAAUAAAAUGAACCGUACCAAAGAAUUCAGAAACGUUCUUUCAGCUUAAGAUGGAGCUGAGUACAAUAACAAAUACAUAAAGUAUUUUAAUACUUCUAGUAACUAAGGUCUUUUUGAUUAUGGUAUAGUAUUUUGCUCUGAUACUUUUAUGGAAAUACCUAGAUUAGGUACAAAGAGUGAUAUGAUAAGAGUAGACUGUAGAAAGGCUAAUUUCUAGAUGGAUGGAAAUGUUACUUAUGACGGUGGAAAAUCUAUUGAUACUAUCUAAAAAAGUUACUUCUACACAAUAGUGUAUAAUAAUACAUGGGAAAUGUAUGAGCAGUAAAGUGAUACAGUAAGUAGUUUUUCCUUCCCUAAAGAUGGCUGGCUUAUUACUCUAAAAGCUCUGUUGGAUAGUGCAAUAAUUAAUUAUGAGCAAGGAAUAAGAUUAGAAGAUUAUGAAUAAGAUAAUAAUCCUUCUUCUUUAUUGGGUUCAAAUGAAUAAAAUAGCAAAGUAGAUGAAAAUUUGAUGAAACUCAUUAGAUUUAAUAUUACUAAUUAAAGCUAUGCAUUUCCUUCCUCAAGAUUUUAUGACGGCUUUAAUAUUAUUAAUCAGAUGGGAGCCUUUUACUACUUCCUUAUGCCAAUGUACUUGUUUGUGUAAAUUCAAGGUGAUAUUGUUAUGGAAAAGCAAAGACGUCUUCGUGCUGGUCUUAAUAUUCAAGGUGUUAGUCAUACAGCUUUUUAUUUAAGCUGGUUUUUGACUAGUAUUACCUACUCCAUUCUUAUUUCUAUUUUACAAAUUGUUACAUCCUUGAUAUUUUAAUUCGAUUUCUUCCUCGAUACGCCUUUUUUCAUAUUGUUCUUCUUAUUCUUCUUUUUUACUCUCUCAAUGUAAGUUUUUGGCUAUUUUAUUGCUACAAUUAUGCCAAACACUAAUAAAAGCUACUCAUUUAGUUAUGGUUUCGUUUUAUUUGCUGUUGUUAUUGAACUUUUCCUUAGUAAACCGGAUGCUAUUAUUCCAUACUUAUAUAACACUGAAAGGCCUGCUUGGAUUAUGCUAUUUGUUUUCUUUUUAAAUAUGUAUUCUCCUUUCUAAUAUACCCUUAUAUUUGUUGCUAUUUCUCAGAAAUCUGGUAUACACUUUGAUUCCCAAGCAUCUGUAUGGACUCGUGGUUCAGGAUAUACCUGGUCAGAUAUCACCGAUACUCUUAAGGGUUAAGAAAGAGGAAUAAAUUUCGAAGCUCCUUGCCCUCUUUAAAGUUUCCUUCUUCUUUUACUUAUGUCAUUCGUUUAUGGCGUUUUAACUUGGUAUUUCGACCAUAUUAUUUCAAGCAAUAGAGGUAGUAGUCAUCCAUGGUACUUCCUAUUCACUCCAAGCUAUUGGAGAGGUGUUUUUAAUAUCCGCCAGUUAAAAAGAUAAAGUUAAUCUUAUUUGUUUGAAUAAAAUGAAAAACCUGAAAGUAGUAGUCAAAGACCCUAAUCUUAUUUAAAUGAUUAAAGCAGAAUUUCAAACAACCAAAGAUAUUUUACUGUUCAUGAAGAAGAAGAAAGAGUCAGAAAUAGAUUCUUCAAAGAUGAAAAAUGUGAUGGCUUGAGAAUUUUCAACAUAAAAAAGAACUUUAUUGAAAAAAGAUCUAUUUUCAAAAAACCUAAUAUCAUCAGAGCAGUUAGAGGAUUAAGCUUAGAGAUUGGCAACAAUGAAAUUUUAGGCUUAUUAGGUCACAAUGGAGCAGGAAAAACAACUCUUUUAAAUAUGUUAUGUGGGCUUUUGAACCCUACAAGUGGUAGCGUUGUUGUUAAUAACUAUAGCUUAUCUGAAGAAUUAGAAAAGAUUAGGCAAAUAAUUGGUAUUUGUCCAUAAUUCGAUAUUUUAUGGGAUGAUUUAACAGGCUUAGAACAUCUUGCUUUAUUUGCUAGAAUAAAAGGAAUGAACCCUAAGUAUAUUGAUAAAAUUGGCAAUGAAAUGUUAAAAAUGGUUUAGUUAGAGCAUGUUGCUAAUGCAUAUAGCAGAACAUACUCUGGUGGUAUGAAGCGUAGAUUAUCAUUGGCUAUUUCUGCUUAAGGAAAUCCAAAAGUUAUUUUAUUAGAUGAGCCAACUACAGGAAUGGAUCCUAAGAGUAAGAAAGAAGUUUGGAAUUUGAUAUAAGCUAUUCGUAAAAAUAAAUCAAUUAUUCUUACAACACAUUCAAUGGAAGAGGCUGAUGUAUUGAGCGAUCGUAUUGCUAUUAUGGUUUCUGGAUAAAUUUAAGCCAUAGGAACUAGUCUUAAGUUAAAAGAUUUGUAUGGAGGAGGAUACAGAAUGCAUCUAAUAAUUAAAAAUCCUACUGUUAACAGUGAAGAGGUUUAGAAAUUUUUAAAUUAGAAUUUCCCUACAAUAAAACUCUUAAAAGAGUCAAGUGGUAGUAUGAUCUUUGUAUUGCCAGAUAAAUAAGUUGUAAAAAAAAUAUUCGAGAUGUUUGAGUUGUAUGAAUCUCCUCUCAAAAAUAAGUUGAAUUCAGAAGAAGUUUUAGAUAGCACAUUCUUUAAGUCUAAUUUAAUGAUAGACAAAUCAAGAGUUCAAGAUCUUGAUUUUUAGAUGGACUAAUAAAACAUGAGAUAUUCUCUAGGCUUCUUCGAAAUGAUAGAAGAUUGGGGAAUUUCCCAUCCUACUAUCGAAGAUGUAUUUAUUUAGGUUACUGAUGAAGAAUAACAGUUAGAAGAAGAAGAGGAUAAGUAAAAUUAAGAGAAAAAUAAGAAAUGA
Messenger RNA from Tetrahymena thermophila SB210, 3210 nucleotides. Its product is annotated as transporter family ABC domain protein. Gene Ontology annotation, biological process: lipid transport; transmembrane transport. Gene Ontology annotation, cellular component: intracellular membrane-bounded organelle; membrane. Lineage: Eukaryota; Ciliophora; Oligohymenophorea; Hymenostomatida; Tetrahymenidae. The record is from RefSeq and is a predicted model, not a curated record. The transcript is spliced from 3 exons. Gene Ontology annotation, molecular function: ATP binding; lipid carrier activity; ABC-type transporter activity.